Messenger RNA from Penicillium canescens, 342 nucleotides. RefSeq lists its product as uncharacterized. The record is from RefSeq and is a predicted model, not a curated record. The transcript has 2 exons. NCBI's taxonomy places the organism in Eukaryota, Fungi, Ascomycota, Eurotiomycetes, Eurotiales, Aspergillaceae. Bases 1 to 342 code for a protein of 113 amino acids.
AUGCCUUCCAAGGCACCCUCGAAGGCACCCGCGACCCCCCAGGGGUCCACCCCCAAAACCGCGAAGGUCGUCCGCUCCGCCGUGAGCAAGUCGACGCCCAUCAAGGCCUCGACGGACGCCGGUCCCUCUGACCGGGACAUUGCGUUCCUGCUGAACUGCAUCAAGUUCAGCCACAACGACGUGGACUACAAGAGGGUGGCCGAUGCCCUCGACAUGAAUGUCCCGGCUGUCCGCAUGCGCUACAGCCGGAUCCGCGCCAAGAUGGAUGGCCAGGACGCCGGGAGCACUGGCGGCAAGGCCGCUAACUCAGGCAGCAUGGGCGCAAAGGGGGCCAGCAAGUAG